GUUAUAGUAUUAUAUCUAGGUUAUAAGAUUCGAUAUAAUGACAGAAAAAAAGUAGUCAAUAGGGACAAAAGAAGUGCAAAUUUUACAAAAAGUGAAGUGAAUAUUCUAGUAGACUUGGUAUUGCGACGUAAAAAUGUAAUAGAAAAUAAGCGUACUGAUGCUACUACAUGGAAAGACAAAGAUACAGCAUGGGAGGAAAGAACAUCACAGUUUAAUGCUCAAUCUGGAAAUUUUCCUCGAAACACCAAGUCAAUUCGAGCGAAAUACGAAAAUCUUAAAAAAGAUUUAAGGAAGAAAUGUGCUCGAUUGACUGGAGAACAGAAGAAAACGGGAGGUGGAAGUAAUCCGUGUUCAGGUUUAGAAGGUCAUGAGGAGAAAUUACUAUCGAUAUCUGAGCUUGGAAUGUUGGGUUUGCCAAGUAGACACGAUAGUGAUAAUUUUGGAGCUGUUGCAGACAAUACCGUUGACGAGAAUGAAGAGAAUAAAGAGAAUGAAGACAGCCACCAAUAUAUUCAUGAUCCUGACGUCAGGCAAAAUAUUACUGAGACAUUGGGACCUGAAUGCAAUAUUUAUAAUUCUAAUGAUGAGUUUGAGGACACCGGUGAUAACGAAGCAGGCAGGAGUAUGCAUGUUUCUAGUCCUCCACCUGAUGUAAACACUAUUACCAGUGAACAAAAAGAGCUGCAACAACAAUUCUUGCAACAGGAAAUAGAAAUGAGAGCAGAGACUCACAAGCUGAAUACCGAACUCUUAUUAGUCGAGCUAGAGAUAAAGAAGCUACAGUUACAGAGAUU
Vollenhovia emeryi is the source of this 794-nucleotide messenger RNA. RefSeq names its product myb/SANT-like DNA-binding domain-containing protein 4. Gene Ontology annotation, cellular component: nucleus. The annotation marks the transcript as partial. The record is from RefSeq and is a predicted model, not a curated record. The transcript has 3 exons. Lineage: Eukaryota; Metazoa; Arthropoda; Insecta; Hymenoptera; Formicidae.